GGCGCUUUCUCGCCGGCGGCAGCUACUCCUUAGCUCGAUCCGCUCUCGCUCUCACAGGGACCGCCAGCUCUAAAUUAGAUAUAUUUUUAAAAAUAGUAACUUUAACGUAACAUUUCCUUGUCUUUGGGCGAACUCUGAAUUCCGUGCCGUGUCUGUGCAUAAGUUUAUUGCGCUUGUUUUGGGAAAAUUGCGUUGCCUUGUCUUUUCUUUAAACGGAAAUCCUAAAUUGUAUUAAUAUUUGUUUUGCUGAAUUCUCUGGUUUGCAUUGCAUCCUCUUUGCGGAAUUAUCCGGUUUGGUUUUUUUUGCCCUUUUUUGCGGAUUUCAAUAGUUGGCAUUACGCCUCUUUAACGAAAUCUCCAGUUUGCCUUGUUAGCCUUUAUGACCAUUACCUGAUUUUGCAUAGCCCCAUUAUUUUUUUUUGCGUAGAAAUCUCGGAUUGACCAUUUUUUUGUGGAUUUUUUUCCGAUUUGUUUUGCCUCCUAUUGUUGCGGGGUUCUCUGAUUUGCAUCGAGCCCGCUUUUUUCGUGCCCCCACGCGGUGGUUCGAUGCUUCCUAUCCGGUCGCUGGCCAGUGCGAUGCUGGUGCUGAAUGUGAUUGUGAGCGGGAUUCUGGGCAGCGGCUCCGCAAAUCGGGUGCUGAGCGGUCAGACGGUUUGUUAUGGGGGCGCGGAGCACCCCUGCUACAAGAUUGCCUACUUCCAAGACCUGAGCAGGCGCAUUGGCUUCAAGGAGGCGAGCCAGGCAUGUGAGAUGGACCGGGGAGCACUGCUCAGCAUCAGGUCUCCCGACGAGCAGAAGCUGAUUGAGAACCUCCUGCAAGACCUCACCAAGUCCGGCUCUGCCCUCUCGGAUGGAGAUUUCUGGAUUGGCCUGAGACGCAAUGGGGAGGGACAGACUCACAACACCUUCAGUGCAUGUCCUGACCUUUACGAGUGGACAGAUGGCAGUCCUGAAAAGUACAGGAACUGGUAUGCAGAUGAGCCGUCAUGUGGCAGUGAAGCAUGCGUGGUGAUGUACCACCAGCUGACUGCUCAGCCCGGCCUGGGUGGACCAUACCUCUACCAGUGGAAUGAUGACAGGUGUAACAUGAAGCACAACUUCAUCUGCAAGUAUGCAGCAGGAAGCACCCUAACGAAUGAAUUACUGGACCGCUCUGGGUUAGAUUACGUUUCAGAAAACGCCUCCACGGAGCCAGAAGUCAAAGUUCGUGCUCCCAGCAAUUCAGCUGAUGGCCAGAAAGUGAUUGUGACAGAGUCAUCAGGGAUAAUGCCCAAUGUGGUUUACGUCAUCAUUCCCACAAUCCCCCUGCUGCUGUUGCUGAUCGUUGCCAUGGCAACUUGCUGCAUCCAGAUGCUGAGCAGAAGUAAAGACCGAUCAAAGACGAGCCCCAAUGAGUCAACGCUCUGGAUAUCUCCAGCUCCGAAGAAGGAUGAUCAGGCUGAUGUUUAGAAUCACACAGGCUGGACUCAGCCAUUGGAUGGAGGCAAGGAGUGACCAUCGUACCAUUCAGCCAAUCCCAAUCCAUCCGACAAGCUCCCAGAGAACAUCAAGCCAAGCUUGUCCUGGGGAGUAAGGAACAAUCACCCAGCCCUCCAAAGAAACUGGACAGAACCAUCUCCUUCCUUCCUACUGAUGUUCCUUUUUGUUUCAAAUUUAGGAAUACAUUGAGGAAACGAUGGAAGAGAUAUAGUCAUUGACCCACACCACUGGGAGUGGGCGGGGAGCAACGAAAACUCGCAGAUUUUAUAUACAUAUUGCACUGACUAAGGAAAGACCUAAGUUCAGGACUGAUAGUUUUGGCAGAGCACACACCCUGAGAAGUUUGUAUGAAGGGCGGUUGUGGGGAUGGGGGAAGAAAUGUAUUCUAAAGGCAUGGCUAUGGAUGGCUUUCGGAAGAGCAUGUAUGUGCACCUUGGGAGUAUUUCCAUAUCCAGCGCCCGGUGACCAUGUUGUUAAUGACCUUCACCACAAGAAACAACAGUGACCUGUAGAAAGAUAUGAGCAGAGGUCUGAAUGCCUACUCUAUGAGGAAAAACUGUCCUCACAGGAUGUGUUAGAACAGGCCAUUCUACCCUUAAAACCUGAUCCACCAUUCAAUGAGAUUACGGUUCAUGCUACUUAAUAUACCCAGCUUCACUCAAAUAUUUUAAUUAAUGAGAUUUAUAAAUCUGAGAUUUAAUAGUAAUAAUAAUUGUGAUCUGGGGAAGACACUUUCAAACCUCCAGCAUCUUGGGUGUGCACAAGUGUUUCCAAGCCCCACUUCAGAAAAGAUUAUCUGAAAUUUGUAGACUCGGCCUUUUAGGGGCAGCAGGUUCCAUAGUGGUUAGCACAGCGCUUUACAGUACCACCAGCCUGGGUACAAUUCCCAUCGCUGCCUCUAAGGAGUUCUUAUGUUCUCUCCAUGGCAGUUGGCUUUCCUCACAGAGCUCCGGUUUUCAACCAAAUUGAAAACUUUAAUUCUAUUAUCCUCAAAAUUUAUAAAUUUUAAUUUGAUAAAAUUGUUUUAUUAUUGUCACAUGUACUGAGGUACAUUAAAACACUUGGCUUGACAAACUGUUCAUACAAAUCAAUUCAUUAAGAGUGCAUUGAAGAAAUGCAAGCAAGAACAGUAACAGAUUGCAGACUGAAGUGUUACAGAACGUGCAGUGCAUGUAGAUAAUAAGGUGCAAGGCCAUAACAAGGUAGACAGUGAGGUCAAGAGUCCACCUUUUUGUACUAGGGCAGGGGUCCCCAACCUUUUUUGCACCGAGGACCGGUUUAAUACUAACAAUAUUCUUGUGGACCGGCUGACUUGGUGGGGGGAGCUGUGUUCAAGUGGGGUUAAACUCACCUCAACAUGUCUCUUACAGUUAGGGUUGCCGACUUUCUCACUCCCAAAUAAGGGACAAAAGUAGCAGUCAAAUCCCGGGACACUUUACCCCCAGGAGACACUACCAUGACCAUGAAGCCUUGCACGGGCACCUGUGUACGCAUGCGUGACGUGUGCGUGUGAUGGGCGCAUGCGCGUACGUACCGUUUUUUUUCACCCACAAAUUGCUUUUGCCUUCGUCUUUCUGACUAUACUGUACAUACAUUAUUUCUACUUUAUAUAGGCUGUGUAUUUAUCAUAUCAUUCCUGCUUUAACUAUAUGUUAGUGUUAUUUUUGGUUUUAUGUGUUAUUUGGUAUGAUUUGUUAGGUUAAUUUUUGGGUCUGGGAAAACUCAAAAAUGUUUCCCAUAUAAAUUAAUGGUAAUUCCUUCUUCACUUCACGCCAUUUCAGCACGAAAGGUUUCAUAGGAACGUUCUACCUUAGCGGGGGAAAUACAGGACAAACCAAUCUAGCCCAAUAUACGGGAUGUCCCGGCAAAUACGGGACAGUUGGCAACCCUGCGUUCAAGUUCAACAGUGCGUGACAGGGAAUGAGGAAAAGGUGCAGCUGACUCAUAUCGUUUCCUCACAGCCCGGUACCGGUCCGCAGUCCGGUGGUUGGGGACCGCUGUACUAGGGGACUGUUCAAUAGUCUUAUAACAAUGGGAUAGAAGCCAUCCUUCAGCCGGGUGGUACAUGCUUUCAGGGUUUUGUAUCUUGCCUGAUGUGAGGAUGAAGAAGAGAGAAUGACUGGGGUGGAUGGGGUUUUUGAUUAUGCUGGUUGCUUUACCAAAGCACGGGCAUCUACAGUCAAAGAGUACUACAGCACAGAAACAAGCCCUUCAGCCCAUCUAGUCUGUGCCAAACUGUUAUUCUGCCUAGUCCCAUUGACUUACACCUGGAUCACAGUCUUCCAUACACCUUCCAUCCACGUACUUAUCCAAACUUCUCUUAAAUGUUGAGAUUGAACCCAUAUUCACCACUGGCUGCUCGUUGCAGAUUGUACCACACCUCCUAAGGGAUGCAAUACCUCAAUUUUCCCAGACCUGAUGAAGGGUGUUGGUUUGAAAUGUUGACUGUUUAUUUAUUUCCAUAGAUGCUGACUGGCCUGCUGAGUUCCUCCUGCAUUUUGUGUGUGUUGCUCUGGAUUUCCACAAUCAACAGAA
Mobula hypostoma (lesser devil ray) is the source of this 4014-nucleotide messenger RNA. RefSeq names its product chondrolectin-like. The transcript is spliced from 7 exons. Gene Ontology annotation, biological process: positive regulation of axonogenesis. The coding region runs from base 547 to 1449 and encodes 300 amino acids. Lineage: Eukaryota; Metazoa; Chordata; Chondrichthyes; Myliobatiformes; Myliobatidae. Gene Ontology annotation, cellular component: cytoplasm. The record is from RefSeq and is a predicted model, not a curated record.